This is a messenger RNA of Betta splendens (Siamese fighting fish), 1991 nucleotides long. RefSeq names its product potassium voltage-gated channel subfamily A member 7-like. Gene Ontology annotation, molecular function: delayed rectifier potassium channel activity; protein binding. The transcript has 3 exons. The coding region runs from base 305 to 1888 and encodes 527 amino acids. The record is from RefSeq and is a predicted model, not a curated record. Gene Ontology annotation, cellular component: membrane; voltage-gated potassium channel complex. Lineage: Eukaryota; Metazoa; Chordata; Actinopteri; Anabantiformes; Osphronemidae. Gene Ontology annotation, biological process: potassium ion transmembrane transport; protein homooligomerization.
AAGACAGACAGCGCGAGGCGGCCAGCGGAGGUGUCCACAGAGCCGGAGGCUGGAGGCCGGAUUUGUGUGCAACCCGUCCAGAGUUCAGCCGAACCCGGAGCACAAGGACGUCGGCGUAGGCAGCGUAUGCACGCGAUGGCACGAGGAGGCCAGACGACCUGACGAGCUGCAGGAGGCGGACGAUGUGAUUCCUGAUCCUGACAUUUCUCCCUGUCAGCAGCUGUUUUACUCGUAAAGCGCUUUUGGCUCCGCGACCGGUUCUCCGCGUUCUCAGGGGGUUCCCUCGGCCGGGACGCCGACAGAGAUGGACAGCGUCGACCCGCAGGACGACGAGAGGGAGGGCCGAAAGAAAGAGAGCGACGGGGAGAACGACAAGCGGCUGAAGAACCAGCUCAACAGCGAGGAGAAAGGAGAGCAGGAGAUCAAGGGCAGCGAGAAGGAGAAGAGGAGCCGGCGCUCCGGCUCCCUGUGGAAGAGCGGGUGGGCUCUGAGCGAGAGGCUUGCCAUCAACGUCUCAGGCAUGCGCUAUGAAACCCAGCUUCGGACCUUAGCCCAGUUCCCAGACUCCCUGCUGGGGGAUCCCAGACGGAGGUCGCGGUACUUUGACCCCCUCCGCAACGAGCUCUUCCUGGACCGCAACCGGGCCUGCUUCGACGCCAUCCUGUACUUUUACCAGUCGGGCGGGCGGCUCCGGAGGCCCGCCAACAUCCCCCUGGACAUCUUCAUGGACGAGCUGCUGUUCUACGAGCUGGGGGAGGACAUCAUGAACCGCUUCAAGGAGGACGAGGGCUUUCCCAAGGAGGAGGAGAGGCCGCUGCCCGCCAACAAGAUCCAGAAAAAACUGUGGAUGCUGUUCGAGCAUCCCGAGUCGUCGUCGGGCGCGCGGAUAAUAGCCAUCAUCAGCGUCAUGGUCAUUGUGGUUUCCAUCCUGAUCUUCUGCCUAGAGACACUGCCCGACUUCAGGCAAGAGAAAGAGUCACGAGAGGAGUAUUUUUACAAGUACCACUCGCAGGCCAAGAACGUGUCCGAGACCAUGCCGCCGCCGCACAGCGUCUUCCACGACCCCUUCUUCCUGGUGGAGACCGUGUGCAUCUGCUGGUUCUCCUUCGAGCUGCUCAUGCGCUUCGCCUGCGCCCCCAGCAAGGUGCACUUCUUCAAGGACGUCAUGAACAUCAUCGACUUCAGCGCCAUCCUGCCCUACUUCGUCACGCUGGGCACGGAGCUGGCCAAGGACAACGACGCCAGCCCCGCCACCUCCCUGGCCAUCAUCCGCGUCAUCCGGCUGGUGCGGGUCUUCCGGAUCUUCAAGCUGUCGCGCCACUCGAAGGGCCUCCAGAUCCUCGGGCAGACGCUGAGGGCCAGCAUGCGCGAGCUGGGCCUGCUCAUCUUCUUCCUCUUCAUCGGCGUCAUCCUCUUCUCCAGCGCCAUCUACUUCGCCGAGGCCGACCACGCCGACACGGCCUUCGUCAGCAUCCCGCACGCCUUCUGGUGGGCGGUGGUCACCAUGACGACCGUGGGCUACGGGGACAUGUACCCGGAGACGGUGUGGGGCAAGCUGGUGGGCUCCAUGUGCGCCAUCGCCGGCGUGCUCACCAUCUCGCUGCCGGUGCCCGUCAUCGUGUCCAACUUCAGCUACUUCUACCACCGGGAGACCGAGUGCGAGGACCGAACCGAGUACACCCACGUGCAGACGACGCUGUGGGAGGAUGAGGAGGAGGAGGAGGAGGAGGAGGUGGACGAGGGGGACGCGGAGGGGGAGUACUACGCCAUCCAGGGCGUGUGCAGCCCCGUCAACGGCGCGCUGCUCGGCGGACUGGGUACAGGCCCGAGCACGGAGGCGGGGGGGGGGGACGCGAGUCCCACGGAGGCGCUCGUCACUCAGGUUUAGAGAGAGACGGGUGAAAACGAAGGAAAGUGGAGGAUGAAGAUGAGGGAGAGGAGGCUGAAGCAGACCGACGAUCAUUACAAUAAAGGAAAGCAAAUAUGUGGUC